AUGGACUUUGCAACUGUCAGGGCCUUGCUCGCGGCCAGCUUGGACACAAACGCCGAUAGCAGGCGACGUGCUGAGCUGCAGCUGAAGCAGGUCGAGGAUCAUGCCGGCUUCCUCAUAUGCCUGCUUGAUGUCUUGGAAGCAGAGCAGGACUCCAGUGUUCGCCUUGCCACUGUCAUCUACAUCAAGAACCGAGUAAACCGCUCCUGGUACCAGGCCGAAGGCGUUCCCUCCGAAAGCUCAAUAGCCGAAGAUGAGAAAGCGCGAAUUCGAGACCGUUUGGUCCCCAUCUUGGCCUCCUCCGAGGGGCUCGUCCGCCAGCAGCUGAUCCCCGUCCUGCAACGCAUCCUGCAGUGUGACUUCCCCAGCCGGUGGCCGCGAUUCCUCGAAUUCACUCUGGAGCUGUUAAAUACCAACAACCCGAACUCCGCGCUGGCUGGCCUGCAGUGCCUUCUCGCCAUCUGCCGAGCUUUCAGGUACAAGUCCAACGAGAGCCAGGACCGACAGCACUUCGACAACAUUGUCGAAGCAGCAUUCCCGCGACUUCUGGCCAUCUGCAAUGAGUUGGUGAAUCAAGAAAGCGACGAGGCCAGCGAGAUGCUGCAUUUGGCUCUCAAGGCGUACAAACAUGCCACUUGGCUCGAGCUUUCGCCGUACUUGCGACAGGACCAAGUCAACAUCGCUUGGUGCACCGUCUUCCUUCAGACCGUUUCCAAGGCUGUCCCUGCCUCCGUUAUGAUGAGUGAGGUGGCCGACCGCGAAAAACAUCACUGGUGGAAGGCCAAGAAGUGGGCGUACUUCAACCUGAACCGUCUUUUCAUCAGGCACGGAAACCCCUCCAGCCCCGGCAAACAAGACGGAGCCGUCCAAUUCGCGAAGAACUUCACGACCACUAUCGCCCCCGAGAUCCUCAAGCAUUACCUCCAGGAGAUCGAGAAAUGGGUGGCCAAGACUUCCUGGCUCAGUCGACCGUGUCUUUCUUACAUCCUGGUCUUCCUCGACGAGUCUGUACGGCCCAAGGAGAUGUGGGUGCAUCUGAAGCCGCACCUGACGAACCUAGUGACCCACUUUGUCUUUCCCGUGCUCUGUCUGUCGCCGGAGGAUGUUGAACAAUUCGAAGAGGAACCGGAGGAGUACCUUCACCGAAAACUCAACUACUUCGAGGAGGCGUCUGCUCCCGACGUUGCGGCCACAAACUUCCUGGUCAACCUGACAAAGAACCGCCGAAAGGAGGUCUUUGAGAUUCUCAAAUUCGUCAACGCGGUCGUCAACGAAUAUGAGCAAUCUCCUGACGAUAAGAAGAACCAUAUUGCAAAGGAGGGUGCCCUCCGGAUGAUAGGAACCCUGGCUCCCGUUAUUCUCGGCAAGAAGAGUCCCAUUGCCGAUCAGGUCGAGUACUUCCUCGUCCGCUACGUCUUCCCUGAUUUUACCAGCCCCUUGGGAUAUCUCCGAGCCCGAGCCUGUGACACCAUGGAGAAAUUCGAGCAGCUCAACUUCCAGGACCAGAACAACCUGCUGACCAUCUACCGGAACAUCCUUGACUGUAUGGCAGACCCAGCUCUUCCCGUUCGUGUCACUGCCGCCCUUGCGCUGCAGCCCCUGAUCCGACACGAGGUGAUCCGGACAAGCAUGCAGCAAAGCAUCCCCACCAUUAUGCAGCAGCUGCUGAAGCUGGCUAACGAGGCUGAUAUCGAUGCCCUGGCGAAUGUCAUGGAAGACUUUGUUGAGGUGUUCGCUACCGAGCUGACCCCCUUCGCCGUUGCCCUGUGCGAGCAGCUUCGGGAUACUUAUCUUCGCAUCGUCCGAGAACUGCUGGAGAAGGAGAGCAAGGCUGGAGACGACGGCGAGCUGUACAGCGACUACGAUGACAAGAGUAUAACUGCUCUCGGUGUUUUGCAGACUAUUGGAACGCUCAUCCUUACGCUGGAGAGCACUCCGGAUGUUCUUCUCCACAUCGAAGCAGUACUCAUGCCAGUGAUUAGCAUUACGCUGGAGAACAAGCUCUACGAUCUGUACAACGAGGCCUUUGAGAUUAUCGACAGCUGCACCUUUGCCGCCAAGGGCAUCUCCCCCAACAUGUGGCAGGCAUUCGAGCUGAUCCACACCACCUUCAAGGCAGGGGCUGAGUAUUACCUCGAAGACAUGCUCCCCGCGCUGGACAACUUUGUCCAAUACGGCGCGCCGGCUUUGGUUCAGAAGCCGGAAUAUGUCCAGGCCCUCUAUUCGAUGGUGGCCGAUAUGUUCUCUGACACCGUGGAGGGCGGCGUUGAGCGGAUCUGCGCCUGCAAGUUGGCCGAGGCCAUGAUGCUUAGCCUCCGGGGCAGCAUCGACAGCUGCGUUGAAGGCUUCAUCAACAUGGCCAUGAACAUUCUGGCCGGCCAGGACGUCAAGGUUAAGAGCUACAAGAUCCACCUCAUGGAGAUGGUCAUCAACGCUAUACACUACAACCCUGUGCUCACCCUGCAGGUACUGGAGACCAACGGCUGGACGAAUAGGUUCUUCAGCCUAUGGUUCGGCAGCAUGUCCUCCUUCACCAGAGUGCACGACAAGAAGCUCUGCAUUGUGGCUAUCUCCGCCCUUCUCGGCCUCAACCACGACCAAGUGCCCGCCAGUAUCUCUGUUGGAUGGCCGCGGCUGCUUCAGGGCAUCACGGAACUUUUCCGGACACUGCCCAGCGCCAUGCGCAAUCGUGAGGAUGCCCUUCGCGACGACUUCACUCUGGAUGCCGGCUAUGACUACGUAGACGAAGACGAGUGGGACGAGAGAGACGUGGCAUGGAACGACGAUGAAGAUCCGGGCUCCGCCGGCGACGAGGAGCAGGCGGAGACAAAGGACGAAAGCGCCGCCUAUCUCGAGUUCCUUAAUGAGGAGGCCCAAAAGUUCAGUCGCGUGAUUGACGAUGAUGAAGAAGAGGAGCUAGGAGAGGACAGUGUGCUCCUCGAGUCGCCGCUCGACAAGAUCGAACCGUACCAGCUCUUCAGGGCAACGCUGCUAAAACUGCAACAAGAACAACCCCAGUUCUACUCCAGUCUCGCCGGUCACCUCUCUGCUGAAGAGCAAUCUCUUAUCCAAGACAUCAUUGUCAAGGCCGAGGAAGUUGCCCAAGCGCAGGCCCAAGCUCAGCAGGCCGAAAUGAUUUCUCCUCACGGCACUGCGAGCGGCUAA
Messenger RNA from Trichoderma citrinoviride, 3162 nucleotides. RefSeq names its product ARM repeat-containing protein. Gene Ontology annotation, biological process: protein import into nucleus. NCBI's taxonomy places the organism in Eukaryota, Fungi, Ascomycota, Sordariomycetes, Hypocreales, Hypocreaceae. Gene Ontology annotation, cellular component: nuclear envelope; cytosol. The transcript has 8 exons. The record is from RefSeq and is a predicted model, not a curated record. Gene Ontology annotation, molecular function: small GTPase binding. The coding region runs from base 1 to 3162 and encodes 1053 amino acids.